Messenger RNA from Dromiciops gliroides (monito del monte), 2898 nucleotides. It is a transcript of the gene IDUA, whose product is annotated as alpha-L-iduronidase. Lineage: Eukaryota; Metazoa; Chordata; Mammalia; Microbiotheria; Microbiotheriidae. The transcript is spliced from 15 exons. The record is from RefSeq and is a predicted model, not a curated record. Gene Ontology annotation, molecular function: L-iduronidase activity. Bases 248 to 2164 code for a protein of 638 amino acids. Gene Ontology annotation, biological process: carbohydrate metabolic process.
GGAAACCGCUAGGGAGGAUCCGUUCUCCCGGGAGAGGGAGUGGGGCUCUCUGCCGGGAUCGCAAAGGAGGCGUGCCGCGAUUCCGGGGCUGCGCGCGCUCUCCUGGGGAGGCCUGGGUCAAGUCGAGCGGAGCAGGGCUGGGCGAGGAGGGGCGGGCCUGUCGCCUUCCCCGAGGAGCCGGAAGCCGGCUGCCAGCUGCCGACUGCGGAGGCUAGCGACGUCGUAGCGGCUCUGGGCCGGUGGCUGGAUGGGCGCUCGGGGCGCGUGGGCCGCGGCGCUCCUGCCGCUCCUGGCCCUGCUGCCGCGGACCUUCGCCUCCUGCCUCUUCUCGGUGGACGCCUCCACAGCCACGGGGCAGCUGAAGCCUUUCUGGAAGAGCACCGGCUUCUGCCCUCCUCUGCCCCAUGAAAAGUCAGACCUGUAUGAUCUCGGCAAAGACCAGCAGCUCAAUCUUGCCUAUAUUGCAUCUAUCCCUCACCAGGGCAUUGAACAGGUCAGGACUCACUGGUUACUGGACCUCAUCACAGCCAGUGUCACCGAUGGGGACCUUCGCUACAACUUCACCAAUCUGGAUAGAUUUUUGGAUCUUCUCUGGGAGAACCAACUCAUUCCAGGGUUUGAGUUGAUGGGGAGCCCAUCUGGAUACUUUACUGAUUUUGAGGACAAGAAACAGGUGUAUGAAUGGAAGAACCUGGUCACCCUAUUGGCUAAGAGAUAUAUUGAGAAGUACGGCUUAAGUCAUGUCUCCAGAUGGAAUUUUGAAACUUGGAAUGAGCCAGAUCAUCACGACUUUGACAACGUGUCCAUGACGAUCCAAGGCUUCCUAAACUAUUAUGAUGCCUGCUCAGAAGGCUUGAGGAGAGCCAACUUACGGCUGAAGUUUGGGGGUCCUGGUGACUCCUUCCAUCCACUCCCUAAGUCCCCCAUUUCUUGGAAUCUACUCGGUCACUGCUACAAUGGAACAAACUUCUUCACAGGGGAGAAAGGUGUGCGCUUGGAUUAUAUCUCCUUACACAGGAAGGGAGGGGGCAGCUCUAUCUACAUCCUAGAGCAGGAAAAAGAAGUUGUCCAGCAGAUCCAGAGCCUUUUCCCCAAUUUCACCCAUGUCCCCAUUUAUAAUGAUGAGGCUGACCCACUGGUGGGCUGGUCCCAGCCUCAGAUCUGGAGAGCAGACGUGACCUAUGCAUCGAUGGUUGUGAAGGUCAUAGCCCAGCAUCAGAACCUGCUGCUGUCACAGGCCAGCAACACCCUGAACUAUACCCUGCUGAGCAAUGAUAAUGCCUUCCUGAGCUACCACCCACACCACUUUACCCAGAGGACACUGACUGCCCGCUUCCAGAUGAACAACACCAAGCCACCCCAUGUGCACCUGGUCCGAAAGCCGGUGCUCACUGCCAUGGGGCUGCUGGCUCUGCUGGGUGAAAACCAGCUGUGGGCAGAGGCUCAGUGUGAUGGGCUUCUGGUGGACAGCAAUCACACACUGGGAGUACUAGCCGCCUCCCACUGGCCCGAGGAGCCAUCUUCAUCAGACAGCUGGCAGGCUACCGUGCUGGUGUAUGCCAGUGACGACAAUCGAACAUCUGCCAACCUCAGCACAGUCACCAUACGGCUCAACAAUGUCCCACCAGCCUCUGACCUUGUCUACAUGACCUACUAUAUGGACAAUAAUCUCACCAGUCCUUACCUGGAGUGGAAGAAACUUGGCUCACCUGUCUUCCCCACCAGAAAGCAAUUUCAGCAAAUGAGAGAGACUGAGGAUGCAGUAACCACGGGUCCAUUCCCAUUUCCUGAAGAUGGCCAGCUGACCCUAAAGUGGGAGCUUCCGAUACCCUCAGUCCUUCUCCUUCAUGUGUGUUCAAGGCCACACCUUCCCCCAAACCAGGUGAAUGGCGUCCGAAUCUUGCCUCUCACCAGAGGGCAGAUCACUCUGCUCUGGGAUGAUAGCUGUGUGAACUCAAAGUGUCUGAGGACAUAUGAGGUUGAAUUCUCCCAACAUGGACAUAGUUACAGAGGGAUCAACAGGAAGGAGUCAACUUUCAACCUUUUUGUCUUUGCUCCAGACAAUGCCAAUGUCACUGGCUUCUACCGGCUCCGCGCUGUGGACUACUGGGGCCGCCCAGGCCCAUUCUCCAUCCCCAUUUACUACAAAGAGGCAGCGACAUGAGCAGGGUUGUCUGAGCAGACACAGAAGCAGCAGUCAGACAUAAAAACGACGGAACAUAUGGUCAUCCAUGAUGUCCCAACCCGAGGAAUCAUGGCUAGAUCUCAAUGAUUUCAGAGCCUAUGAAAGAGACUUCUGUAUUCUUCAAAGAAGACUCCCAGGAAGACUUGCAGAUGGCAGGCAGCACCAUAACCCAAGCAUUUGCCAUAAGGAUGGUGUUCUUGAAAUGACCGUGUACUUUUCCCACUAUGCUGAGAAUCAAAGGGGAUUAAAGAGGAAUUAGAUUAUAAGUCCUCUGGAGGUGGGGGAGAUGGCAUUUAUUUUGUGUGGGUAUAGAGAAUGCUUUUACUAACUGAUUCCCAUCACCAUUAUUUAUAUUGUUUCACAUCUUGAUUAAAUGCUUUUACUAUUGGAUUUGUCUCUUGUAUGGUCUAGCAAUAGAGAAUGCUUUUACUAACUGAUUCCCAUCACCAUUAUUUAUAUUGUUUCACAUCUUGAUUAAAUGCUUUUACUAUUGGAUUUGUCUCUUGUAUGGUCUAGCAAUAGAGAAUGCUUUUACUAACUGAUUCCCAUCACCAUUAUUUAUAUUGUUUCACAUCUUGAUUAAAUGCUUUUACUAUUGGAUUUGUCUCUUGUAUGGUCUAGCAAUAGAGAAUGGCUUGGAUGGGGGCUCAGGUUGUGAGUGGUGUGACUGACUGCCUCAAAUAGCCAUGCUGAACCUGGGCAAUAGCAAAGGA